Chara braunii is the source of this 2396-nucleotide messenger RNA. The record is from the annotation of a GenBank genome assembly. NCBI's taxonomy places the organism in Eukaryota, Viridiplantae, Streptophyta, Charophyceae, Charales, Characeae.
ACGAGCAAACGAUUGAGUCUCUUGACACCAACAGAAAAAAAAAAAAUUUAGACGAUAGACGAUGGCGAUGGGCGACCCGCGGGUUUCGUCUGCUAAGGCAAUGAUGAAGGCGGUGCAGAGUGUUGGGCAGGUGGCGAGGUCGUUCCUUGGUUCUAUUCCAGAUCGUCUGUACCAGGUCCAAUCUUUGAUCCAGCAGGUUCAAGAAGUCGGAUCUGUUGUGGAAGCGACGGCGAAAUUACGGCAGUCUCUGCCUGACAGCCUGCAUUUUAUUUAUCAUCAUGAUAGCAAGACGGGGGUGCAGAGAUUUGAACUGUCUGUAGGUUCCUUCCGCGGCGGCGACGGCGAGGCGCCGCCGCUGAAGCCGCCGAUGAUGUUAUCAUCCGGCGGAGCCUGGUGGAGCCAGUCGGGAUAUGCGCAAGGGGGGGAGGAAUCUGGUGUGCGUGACACGUGGCAGCGUCAGUUCCUUGCCUCUCGAUUUGGCUUGCCAAUCGUUGUAAGUAUAUUCAUCGUAAUGAUGAUGACAGCGCUCUACUGGGUCCUCGUAUCAACAAGAAGAAGGCGUUCUGAUCUCCUCCUCCGUGUACUGAAAGCCACCACCAUCUCCUUCUCCUCUUUCUCCAUCAGAUGGAUUAGCCAUCGUCUGCUUCACCUGUGUCCUUCCUUUAUUCGUCCUCGUGCUCUUGAUCCCGAUCCCGACCUUUGUGCCACACUUCGUGAUCCCCUGGUCGCCAGUAACAAUAACGAUCCCGACAGACGUCAUUCUGCCUCUGGUAGCGAUCACCAGCAAAGCGAUGGGUACUUGAGACGAGGAGGAGGAGGAGGAGGAGGAGAGAAAGAUGAGGAUGACUGCGGCUCUUCGAGAAGAGGAGGGAGAGGUGGUUGCCGCGGGAACGGUUUCGGGAAAAUGUCGAGAUUGCUCGCCAGCCCGAGAGAGAGGGACGCCCCCGAGAAAGAUGAUACGCUGUCGCCGCCGCCGCCGCCGCCGCCGCCAACGCGGCGAGAAUCGUCGUCAUCGCCUUUGUCGUCGUCGAAGGCCACGUGGCGCUCGUCCAAACGUCUUUUCUUCAGACCAAUCAGCUACCGAGCGGCAGCGUCGCAUGGCAGUCGAAGUAAGACGGACAAAUCUGUUGUUGUCAUCGGCAAUUGUGCCGGCGUCGAUUGGCGGGAAGCGUACGUGUCCCCUUCCGCUCCCAUGCAGGGGGAGGAGGGGGAGGAGAAAACCUCGGUCUUGGAGAGAGGUGGGUGCGAGAGGAAUAGCCACGUGGCGUUCGUUGGAGGGGAGGAAGGAGGAGGGGGGGGGAUGGAAAGGGGGGAGGAGGGUGCGGAGAAGCCGGCGGAAGAUCGCGGAAGAAGAAGCAAGGAAAAGGAGGUGUCUGUGAAUCUUCCCGCCGAGCCGGCGACACGUGGCAGCACCAGCAGCUCGACGUGGCUGGCGGGAAAAAUUUACAACUGGUCGACGUGGAAGACGUCGGAUGUGCACGCCGAUGUGAAUUCUCUUGGCUCAUGUACGGAUCCAUCGUCGUCGUUUUGUCCCGAGCGGCAGGGGGAGGUGAUUCCCUCGCUGGAGGGCAAUCUCCCGCCAAACAGGAUAGCGAUUGGAGUGCCUGUUGUUGGUGCUCCCGCUGGUCUCCCCGCUUGUCUUCCGCCGCCUUCUGCGCACGGCGUGGCGGCAGAGAUGUCCUGGACAGGAGGCUGGUGGGGGCAGCGCGCCACGGCUGCGCCGCUGGCAUUCGCGUCUUCCACCGCGCCGUCAGCGCCGCCAGCCCCGCCGCCGCCGAUACCGCAGCUGCCGCCGGCGGCUGUGAAAGAGGGGCGGGAAGAAGCCAUCGGCACCGUGACGGCGCGUCGUCGGCGCUUCCGCACGGGACUUGGCGGCGCAAUAAGCGGGAUUCUCCGGAGACGCGCGGCCCACAAGCGCGACAUCGUGGCGGCGGGGAACGGCCCCCCCCCCUUUCCCUCCCUGUGAUUAAUUAGUAAGCGCCACUCGUUCCGUUCCCCCUUCUGCUGCAGAUGCCCUUGCUGACAGUAUCGCUGAUUGGUCGUGGAUGGGGGUGCGCCGCCAAUGGACAGCCAUCGCUGGCUGUUUGUUAACGACGGCGGUGGCGGGAAAGGGGGUCUGAUUUCUCCUGCUGCUCCGCUCGCUGCGCGCCAAUCGAGAGCGCGGGAAAGGUCGGCAUCCUCAGGGUGCAUCCAUGUGGCCACCGCCUGACGAUCCGCUUGCUGUGCGCCAAUCGACAGCGCGGGAAAGGUCAGCAUCCUCAGGGUGCAUCCAUGUGGCCACCGCCUGACGACCGACCUCCUCCCCCUCUCCCUUCCUGUCCCUUCCUCGAUGGGCUUCUUCGCUCCACUAGGUAGUCACCAAGUGUGCGAAAUGAGAAUGAAUCUUCGGCUCGAAC